AUGAGACGGUGGACGCUAAAGCUGCGAGCACAAAUUGUGUUUUUUAUCCUCGUCACCUGCAUUAUCUGCCAGUGUGGACUAAUAAACGGAGAAAUCUGCCAGAGUAAGGACAUCCGGAACAAUGUGACCAACCUCCAGUCGCUGGAGAACUGCACCAUCAUCGAGGGCCACCUGAAGAUUCUGCUCAUGUUUAAGACCAAGGCUGAGGACUUCCGAGGUCUCAGCUACCCAAAGCUGCGAGUUGUGACUGACUAUGUGCUGCUGUUCAGGGUCUACGGCCUUGAGGCCCUCGGCGAUCUCUUCCCCAACCUGACGGUGAUCCGCGGAAACAACCUCUUCUUCAACUACGCUCUUGUGAUUUACGAGAUGCUGCAGCUGAAGGAGGUGGGUCUGCACAGCCUCAUGAAUAUCACCCGGGGCGCCGUGAGGAUCGAGAAGAAUCCGGACCUGUGCUACCUGGCCACUCUGGACUGGUCCAAGAUCCUGGACUCGGUGGAGGACAACUUCAUCGUGGCCAAUAAGAAUGACAGAGAGUGUGGGGACGUGUGUCCCGGCACGGCUCAAGGUCAGACCAUCUGCCCACAGAACACCAUCAACGGACACUUCAGGGGACGAUGCUGGUCACAGAACCACUGCCAGAGAAUGUGCUUGGACAACUGUAAGCAUGGUGCGUGUAGCCUCCAGGGCCAGUGCUGCCACGACCAGUGCCUGGGCGGCUGUUCGGAGUCGGGUAAUGCAAGUAGCUGUGUGGCCUGCAGGAACCUUCAGCAUGGCAAUACCUGCGUGGAGAAAUGUCCUGCUGGAUACUACGUCUUCAGGGGCUGGCGCUGCAUCAGCUUCUCCUUCUGCCAGGAGCUCCACAAUCAGUGUAGGCAGACUAAGAAGCUGAACCAGGACCGGGAGUCUGGCUGCUACGAAUACGUCAUCCACAAUGGGGCCUGUAUCCCAGAGUGUCCUUCUGGAUACACCACUAUCAACUCCACUACGUUGACCUGUUCGCCAUGUGCAGGCCUGUGUCCUAAACUGUGUGUGGGGAACAAGACGAUCGACUCUGUAACUUCAGCCCAGGCUUUGAGAGGCUGCACUGUUCUGCACGGCAACAUGAUCAUCAAGAUUCGAGGAGGAAACAACAUCGCAGCUGAGUUGGAAGCUAGUUUGGGCCAGCUUGAGGAAAUCACCGGCUACCUGACUGUUCGCAGAGCCUACGCCCUGGUCUCCCUCUCCUUCCUCCGCAAACUGCGUAUCAUUAGGGGGGAACAUCUUGAGGGAGAUACCUUCGCCUUCUAUGCGCUUGACAACCAGAACCUGCGUGAGCUGUGGGAUUGGUCUAAGCACAACCUGACCAUCCAGCGUGGUCGUAUGUUCUUCCACUACAACUCCAAACUUUGCAUGUCUGAAAUCAAAAAGAUGGAGGAGGUAACGGGAACCAAGGAGCGCAACCAAAAGAACGACAUCGCUGUACGCACCAACGGGGACCAAGCCUCCUGUGAGACCAAGUUGCUUGAAUUCACCGUGAUCAAGACCUCAUCAAACAUGAUUAUGUUGAAGUGGGAGUCCUUUUGGCCCUUAGACUUCAGAGACUUGCUGGGCUUUAUGGUUCUCUACAAAGAGGCGCCAUAUAAGAACGUGACAGAGUUUGAUGGACAGGACGCGUGUGGCUCAAACAGCUGGGCCAUCGCUGAUGUUGAACCUCCGAACCGUUCCACGGACAACAAGAAAGCAGAGGAUCCGGGGCACCUGAUCCGACCUUUGAAGCCCUGGACACAGUACGCCAUUAUGGUCAAAACCCAACUGUCUGCAUCUGACGAGCACCAGGUGCAUGGAGCCAAGAGCGAGAUCAUCUACGUCCGCACCAAUGCCUCCAAACCCUCUGUGCCUCUGGACCCCAUCUCCUCCUCCAACUCCUCCUCUCAGAUCAUCCUGAAGUGGAAGCCUCCCAACAGUCCCAAUGGCAACAUCACCCACUACCGCGUCAUCUGUCGUAAGCAGGCGGAGGACAGCGACCUUUACAAGUUUGACUACUGCCUCCAAGGGAUGAAGCUGCCGUCUCGUACCCCGACCCACCUGGACAGCGAGGAUGAGCAGAAGUGGAACCAGACGGAUGAGCCUACGUCAGGGGGAAGGUGCUGCGCCUGCCCCAAGACAGACAACCAGCUAAAGAAGGAGCAGGAGGAGAUUGAGUACCGCAAGACCUUCGAGAAUUACCUCCACAAUGAAGUCUUUGAGAGCAGACCGUCUCGUCGCCGACGCUCAGUGGGAGUUGCCAACGCCACCAUUCCCUCUCUUUUCCUCACCACAGCCCCCAGUCUGGCAUUAGGCUCCACAACAGCCACCCCUGAAGACGAAGACGAGGAAGGAUCCAAGGUGGAGCUGAAGGUGUUCUCAAAGGAGUCGACGGUCAUUUCCAACCUGCACCACUUCACCAGUUACAAGAUAGAGAUCAUGGCCUGCAACCAUCCGUCAGACCUCAAACGCUGCAGCAUGGCGACUUACGUCAGUGCCCGAACUAUGCCAGAGGAGAAAGCAGACGACAUCCCAGGCCCUGUGACCCACGAGAUAGUGACAGGCGAGCCUCCGUAUGUGUUUAUCAAAUGGAAUCCACCUCGCUCCCCGAACGGCCUCAUCAUCCUGUAUGAAGUGUUCUACAGGAAGGUUGGAGACUCAGAGGUUCACACAGCGUGUGUGUCACGGCCAGCCUACCUCAAGUUUGGUGGCACGAAGCUUUCGCUUGUGCAACCUGGUAACUACAGCGUGAGGGUCCGCGCCACCUCCUUGGCGGGAAAUGGCUCCUUUACAGAAACCACUUACUUCUUCAUGCCCAAUCCGGAUCAAGGUUUAAUUUGGAUUGUGAUGGGUCCAGUCAUCUGCUUCAUCUUGUUGCUGUUCGUGGGAGGUGGAGUCUUUGUGAUCUUUAAGAAGAGACAAACAGAAGGGCCGACAGGACCUCUUAUCGCCUCAUCAAACCCUGAGUACAUCAGCACCAAUGAUGUGUAUGUUCCUGAUGAGUGGGAGGUGCCCCGGGACAAGAUCACGGUGCUCAGAGAGCUGGGUCAGGGCUCCUUCGGCAUGGUGUAUGAGGGAAUCGCCAAGGACAUCAUCAAAGGAGACCCGGACACGCGCGUGGCCGUCAAGACGGUCAACGAAUCGGCCAGCCUGCGAGAGAGGAUCGAGUUCCUCAACGAAGCCUCCGUCAUGAAGGCUUUCAGCUGUCACCACGUGGUGCGACUUUUAGGUGUGGUGUCCAAAGGUCAGCCCACUCUAGUCGUGAUGGAGCUGAUGACCCACGGUGACCUGAAGAGCUACCUGCGCAGUCUCAGGCCGGACUCUGAGAACAACCCCACAGGCCGUCCACCACCUACACUGAAGGAGAUGAUCCAGAUGGCUGCAGAAAUUGCAGACGGCAUGGCCUACCUCAACGCCAAGAAGUUUGUCCACAGAGACCUGGCAGCCAGGAACUGCAUGGUGGCGGAGGACUUCACCGUCAAGAUUGGCGACUUUGGUAUGACCCGAGACAUCUAUGAGACUGACUACUACCGUAAAGGAGGGAAGGGCCUGCUUCCCGUCAGGUGGAUGGCUCCAGAGUCUCUGAAGGACGGAGUCUUCACUGCCCACUCUGACUGCUGGUCGUUUGGCGUUGUGCUGUGGGAGAUCAGCACGCUAGCGGAGCAGCCUUACCAGGGUUUAUCCAACGAACAGGUUCUAAAGUUUGUCAUGGAUGGAGGAUACCUGGACCGGCCGGAGAACUGCCCCGAAAGGAUGCACAACCUAAUGCAGAUGUGCUGGCAGUACAACCCCAAGAUGCGGCCGAUGUUCCACGAGAUCAUCGAGAUGCUGCGGGAGGACCUGCACCCGUCGUUCCAGGAGGUCUCCUUCUUCUACAGCGAGGAGAACAAAGUCCCAGAGACAGAGGAGUACGACCUGGACCUGGACAACAUGGAGAGCAUCCCACUGGACCCGUCGUCAUACUCCCAGAGAGAGGAGAGCUUAGGCAGGGACAGCGGGCCCUCGGUGGCCCUCAGGGGGAACUAUGAGGAACAUGUCCCCUACACACACAUGAAUGGUGGCAAGAAAAACGGACGAAUCUUAUCGUUGCCCAGAUCCAGCCCUUCCUAACAUUUCCUGUUUCCUAAAAAGAACUCGUUUAACCCGCCCUUCCCAUCCUUCUUUCUCUUCCAGUCCAUUUUCUUCUGUAUCAUGUUCCUUUCAUCAUUUUCUAAUGAUUUUCUUAUUCUUGGAGAAGCCCUUCAAAAAAAAAAAAAGACACACAGAUCUCAGGACUUUUUAUUUUCUUCCUCAUGGCUGCCGCACACAGGCAAGCAAGAGAUGCAAACAUGGUGUAACACUUUUUUAACUUCCUCCACAACACAUCGGACUUUCUAUUACCAUAUUACCUAUCUAUUGUUUUUUUUUUUUUUUUCACUAUUGCCACGUUUCCAGGACUCCUCGUGACGGAAACACAGAUAAAAAAAAAACUGUGAACACAACAAACCUUAGACAACCAAGAAGGCUGCUUUUGCUCAAUCUCCUCAAGACUUGUCCCUCCUUCUCUCCCCACCAAUCUGCAUUUCCACAUUUCUGUGCUUUGUUUUCUCUCCAAGUGAAAUCUUGUUACUCAGAUAGUGGCCUUUUUGUAUGUGGCCUAUAAACAAAGAGAAGUGUCUAUCAGCGCUUACACUAAUUUCCUUUUUUGAACAAUGACUUAAUCAGUUUGGAACGGUGGGAUGACUUUCAAAGACUUGAUCCUAGAACAAACAUUUAUUCCUAGAGGAAUGUUUUCUUUUUGUUUUCAUUUUGUUUUUGUUCUGCAGAAUUCCAAACUACACACAGAUUCAUCGGGUGUUUGGUGAAUAGUUUUAAUUUAUUUGCUUUUAUUGUAUUUUCUCUCCUCUUUUCCUCUUCUCUUUCUCAGUUUUUUUUCUGUGUCCUCACUAUAUGGCUGAAGGAUAUUUAAACAGUUAAGAAUUGGACAAAAGAGUUCCUCAGACUGACCAAUAGCUGCUGCUUUGAUAUAUUUUAGUGGGUAUAGAAAUAUAUAAAUAUAUAUAAUAUAUAUAGUAUAUAUGGAAUAUUGGCAUUUAUGUGCCAGUAUUUUAUAUAUAAUAUAUGACAUAUUGAUGUUUUUUGUAAAUAGUUCAUAUUUGUAAUAUUUUUCAUCAGAAGCUUUGCUAGCGUUUUGUUUUGCCGGGUUUUUCUUUCUGGGUUUUUUAUUUUUAAUUCUCUUAUUUUUAUAGCCCCAGAAAUCACACUAAUCUACCAUCAGUGCUCUCUGUGUCUUAGGCCUCCUGUCCCCCGUGAGUACUCUCGCUCCAUGCGGUUGGGAAAGGAGGAAGCCCCGAAAUAUUGUCAACUCACUGCAUCAUUUUUUUUAUAAACCUUGUUCCCACUGAGAGCUGUCAAUAUUUAGAGGCAACUUUACUACUACAACAAAACAAAAAAUGAAAUAACCAAAAAAAAAAAAAAAA
Molecule: messenger RNA, 5462 nt
Organism: Epinephelus lanceolatus (giant grouper)
Lineage: Eukaryota; Metazoa; Chordata; Actinopteri; Perciformes; Serranidae
Gene: insrb
Product: insulin receptor b
Biological process (GO): positive regulation of kinase activity; glucose homeostasis; cell surface receptor protein tyrosine kinase signaling pathway
Cellular component (GO): axon; plasma membrane; insulin receptor complex
Molecular function (GO): insulin receptor substrate binding; insulin receptor activity; phosphatidylinositol 3-kinase binding
Source: RefSeq, a predicted model, not a curated record